AUUGCACGAAAUUCAAAGAUAAUAAAAAUCACACACAGAGGCGCUCAAACAAUGAACAUGGUAUACUUAAUUGUACAUCGUUGAAGUUGCCUGACAGCGGUGUACACUGUACACACCGACGGAUGAGUGAAAGUUUUGAACAGCAGUAGUCAGGAGGAAAUGAGCAAGAAUUUGGUGCAGUAUAUAAUAAUGCGGGGGGACCUAGCAAAGUCUUCCAAAUGGAAUGCUGGAGCACUUGUUGCACAAGCGUGUCAUGGUGUCUCAGCCGUUUUGCAUUUGUAUUACAAUGAUGAGAAUGUGCAGGAGUAUCUGUGUGAUGUUGACAGAAUGCAUAAAGUUGUCUUGGAGAUUAGUGACCUCAACAGCCUUAUGGAGCUUGAGACAAAACUGAAAAACAAAGGGAUUCAUCACAAGACAUGGAUAGAACAGCCAGAAAAUGAAGCUACAUGUCUUGUUGUCAAGCCUUACCCAAAAGAGGACGUAGCAGAAUUUUUUAAGGAUUUGAAACUGUUUAAUAAAAAGUUAUGAACAUGGACAACCAUCAGCUGUAUAAUGGAAUGAUGACAAUGAAAAUUUGUGCCAUACCAAGACUUGAACAUGGAUUUCCCGCUUAUUGCAAGUGAUCGUCAUACCAUUUGGCUAUCUGCCAUAUGUUGUCAGCCGGAGACAUUUUACUUUAAAGGUGGGUAAAUAUGAUAUUGCAGUGCCUGUAAUAUUCGAAAGCAUGAUGCAAUGUUCCUUUGAGUCCCAGUCCGGCCAAAUUCUCAGAAGCAACAUUCCAUUAUAUAGCUGAUGGUUGUCAGAAUUCGCAACUGCAAUUACAUUUCCUAUAUUUCAUAAUGGAUGUAGUUGCUGCAGUGCUGUUCCUUCGGAAUUCAUGCAUGAUGAACAUUGCAUCGUAAUCUGGAAUGACACAGGCACUGCAGUAUUGUGUGACCUACCUUUUGUUUUCAAGACAAGAUUGAAGAGUUGCCAGAACAAUAUGUCCAGUACCAUAAUCCUUUAGCUUACUAGACAGUACUUGUAUGAUUUACAGUCAAAUGCUUUGCUGAGCUCAUAGUGUGUCACUGUCCCUCUUUCUCUGUCUUCAAAUCCCUGCCUCAUUUUUGUAAUUAAGUCCAGUGCUACUGUAACCGUCAACUUUCCUUUGCAAAAACUGUUCUGCAUGUCCCCGAAGAGUUCACUGUCUUCAAAGUAGCCUAUUACCUGGUAUUUCAUUACAGACUCUAUAACUUUAGCUAAAACAGGAAUUAUGAAACUGGGCCAAAAACUGGACACUUCACAUGGUCACCUAUUUAGAGACACUGCAACAAUUUCUUAUUCUGAUGACUUCCAUUAUUGCAAAUGUGGUUUCAUCUACUAUUGAAUUACAAAGAAAAUUAGUUGAAACUCAGACGUUAUUUCUUCACAUACAUCUACUCUCUCACAUACAAACACUUCAGACUAUGCAUUUGUUACUAAUACUGUAUACAAC
Messenger RNA from Schistocerca piceifrons (Central American locust), 1474 nucleotides. RefSeq names its product putative peptidyl-tRNA hydrolase PTRHD1. Bases 160 to 528 code for a protein of 122 amino acids. The record is from RefSeq and is a predicted model, not a curated record. NCBI's taxonomy places the organism in Eukaryota, Metazoa, Arthropoda, Insecta, Orthoptera, Acrididae. Gene Ontology annotation, molecular function: peptidyl-tRNA hydrolase activity. The transcript has 4 exons.